UUUUGCAUGACAGUUCAAAUUUAUUCCAAGUAGAGGGAAAUUAAAAUCGAAAAUGUUUUAUUUAGUGCAGUGGAAAGACAAAACUGUUAGUGUUGUUGAAGAAAAUGGAAUUGUAAAAAUGAAUGGAAAUUUAGCGAACAUUUUAUGGUUCGGAAAAUCAUACCCUGCUAAAAUUAUUGCGUUCAAUCAGAGUAAAGAAUGGCUUGAGGCACUUAAUGUGAAUGAUUUGGGUAUUAUUUUUGGACAAACUGAUGUAACUGUCUCAAAUGAUGUACGCCUCGAACCCCUUGCCACAAGUUCAAAUAAUAUAGAGGAAUUAGAUCAUACAACGAAAUCCUCCGAAAACCAAGUCCCAGAGGCAGUCAAUGUUUCUACAAAUGAAGAUAAUCUUUUGAACACAGAAAUGACUCAAAUAGCUCAGGGGUUUAAUGUUUUUGUCAAAACUGAAAAAUUACUGGCUUGGGAUCAUUUGAAACAUAAUCCGAGAGAGUUGACCAGAAGAUUAUUAAAGCAGUUAAUAUCGGAGGAAGAUUUAAAGUUGAUGACAGCAAUUGGCAGAAACGAGAAAAUGGGCGUUCCCGAGGAAAUUCGUGAAUCGAUAUUUUCUUAUAUCCAAAGUAAAAUACCUGAAGGAAUUGAUUUUCAAAGAGAAGAAUUUAUAACAGUAAUAAACAAUCUGUGUGGAACACUUCGUCAUCCGAAAAUUCGAAAAAAUUGA
Molecule: messenger RNA, 718 nt
Organism: Leptopilina boulardi
Lineage: Eukaryota; Metazoa; Arthropoda; Insecta; Hymenoptera; Figitidae
Exons: 6
Coding region: 53-718 (221 amino acids)
Molecular function (GO): DNA binding
Source: RefSeq, a predicted model, not a curated record